AUGGGUGUACUACUAUCAAAGGGGAAGUCAUUCGAGAAGGAGUUGGUAGAGAUUGAGGAGAAGAUACUAAAGUAUGAGGCACAGGUAUCGAAUGCUCGUGGUGUACAAUCAAGACUGGUACGACGUACCAUUAUCUUUGGCAUAAUGCUAGAGUUGGUGUUGAUUGCAUGGGUAUACCUAAACUCACGAAGAGACCAACAUUAUCAACUGCUUCACAUUGCAUCUCUAGUCAUACUACCAUUCAUAGUGUACAUAUUCACAAGGGCGAUCAACUCUACAUAUUGCUACUUUAUUGGAAGGAAGGAGAGAACAUUGGUUGCACUUAAGGCACAGAUGAUAAAGAGGAUAAAUGACCGUAAGAAGGAGACAGACUAUGAGAACACUCAAAAGCUAAUUGACAAGUAUAACGCAUUGAUGAAGAGGAAGAGCUCCCAAUCAUCAUCGACGACUACAACAUCACCACAACCAUUGGGCAAUAGAGGAUCACCUGCACAUGAUAGUAACACUCCUGUCAACAAUAGACAGAACAACACAAACACUCGUAACAAUGCGGCAUUGAUUCAAUCACCGGAUAGUUCGAAUAUUAGACAACGUCACUCGGUGUCUCAAUCUAGUGCGGCUACCAUUGCCACCACUGCGCCUACCUCACCAAUGAGAACACCAGGCGGUAGAGGUGGUUCAAAGACAUCUUCAUCGUCGGAACAACCGACAACGCCGACACAGUCACCACAACAACAACAACAACAACGAUCAUUCUUUGACAAGAUUGUGGACUAUCUCAUCAAUGAUGGUCCAAGAUAUGGAUCACCAAUCAUCUGUGCCAAGUGUCACAGUCACAAUGGAUACGUUCCAUCAAGCGAGUUGGCCUCAAUCCAGUUCAGAUGUAGAUAUUGCCAGAGCUUCAAUCAAAGAGGUGGAACAAUAUAUGAACUGCCAGCAGCUGCGGAUAAGUCUAGACCAUCAUCGGAGGUAGAUGACAAGGUGGAGGUGGAUCAUCCUGAACUUGAUAACAACUCAUUUGCCACAGAAGCGUCACCAACAAAAGGAGAUGUGUUGGAAUUGAACACUUCUGCAUCCAAAGAUGUCGCCAAGGUAGUUGACAAAUCCAAACCCAUGGCUAAAGCCAAGAAGGUCAAGGCAUGA
Molecule: messenger RNA, 1143 nt
Organism: Acytostelium subglobosum LB1
Lineage: Eukaryota; Evosea; Eumycetozoa; Acytosteliales; Acytosteliaceae
Exons: 5
Coding region: 1-1143 (380 amino acids)
Biological process (GO): endoplasmic reticulum tubular network organization
Cellular component (GO): endoplasmic reticulum tubular network
Source: RefSeq, a predicted model, not a curated record